AUGGAAGACAUCAAUAACGUUAAUUAUUUUGAUCCCUAUUCUACCGAUUCUGAUAGUGAAUCUUCAGAUAAAAAAGAAAAAUUUCCUAUUCUUAAUUUUGAUAGCGAUACUUACCAAGACAUUAAAAAUGAAAUAUUACAGCUGGAUAGUGAUAAUAAUGAAGAUUAUGAUUUUAAUGAUGAAAUAGAAGAAAAUACAUUUAAUGAGUUGGAUGAAGAAAUGGACGAAAUUUUAUCAGAUCAGUUUGUAGAAGAUGAUAGAUAUACACUCUAUAAAGGAUUUAAAGAAACAAACUGUAAUGAAAAACAUGAUGAGUUAAUUAGAAUUUUAGAAACAUUCAGAAAUUGGAUUCAGUUAGUAGCAAAAUCCAAUAAUGAAUUACAAAAACAACAACUUAUUUGGUCAUUGCUACCAGUACUUGAGUCACUUAAGACAUAUUUGCCGCGAGAUUUGAUUUAUAAACCAAUAGAUCCUUCCAAAUGA
Racocetra fulgida is the source of this 483-nucleotide messenger RNA. NCBI's taxonomy places the organism in Eukaryota, Fungi, Glomeromycota, Glomeromycetes, Diversisporales, Gigasporaceae. The record is from the annotation of a GenBank genome assembly.